AUGACACUGGUCUCCAAGGUUCUGCCACGACUUGUUCGCCACCGUUCACUACCCCCCUCAUGCAUCACACUUCAACGACGCUACAUUGAAACAACCAUUCCAGAACAUGGUACCCAGCAAGCGAGUCGACUUGAAUACCCUCGAUUUGCCCUUGAUCCCUCUCGCCAUGGUACUUGGGCUACCGUCAAAGACAUUGAACUUCGUGCAUCGACCUUGAAUCAAGGAGAGAAAGCAAACGAUACUGUCACAUUGACGGGUCGCAUUCAAGCCAAGCGUGAAUCGAGUGCCAAACUUAUCUUUUACGACGUCGUACAAAAUGGCGAGACUAUCCAAGUGGUCGUUUCCAAGGGGAAGUUUGUUGCUACCCAUCAAUCAUUUGCAGAUGCCAACCAAGCUCUUUGCCGAGGUGAUAUUGCAUCAUUCACCGGUGUUCCUGGCAAAACCAACAAAGGCCAAUCGAGUCUCUUUGUGACGAAUGAAAUGCGUGUCCUUUCACCCUGCCUUCAUUCCAUCCCAACAAGAACUGGACUUAAGGAUCCCGAGAAACGGUUCCGACAACGACAUUUGGACAUGUUGGUCAAUACAGAGACAACUCAAGUACUACGUGUGCGUGCAGAGAUCAUCCGUUACAUUCGACACUUUCUUGAUGAACGUGGUUUCCUUGAAGUUGAGACACCCAUCUUGUCCGGCAAAGCAGGAGGCGCUAACGCCAGGCCAUUUCUCACUCAAGCGAAUGCGUUGGAUAUGGAUAUGCAAUUGCGUAUUGCUCCAGAGUUGUAUUUAAAGCAAAUGGUGAUUGGUGGCAUGGAUCGUGUGUAUGAAAUUGGCAAGCAAUUCCGAAAUGAGGGCAUCGACGCUGAUCACAACCCGGAAUUUACAACCUGUGAAUUCUAUCAAGCUUAUGGCAACUUGGAAUCAUUAAUGAAGGAUACAGAAACACUUUUAUCGGGUCUUGCGCAGGAUAUCCACCACAGACAUGGCAUGGGCCCUCAAAAUAUUCGAUUCGAUCAGCCAUUCAAACGCAUUCAUGUUCUUGAUCAUCUUGAAGCAGUGUUGAAGCAACCUAUUGCAGAGAUAUUGGAAGCCGAUGAUGCAUCCAACCACCUUGCAACCAUUUGUCGUGAUCAUGGCAUUUCCAUAUCUGGGCCACCAACAACAGCACGUAUCCUUGACAAGCUGAUAUCACAUUACAUUGAGCCCGAGUGCGAUCAACCAACAUUCUUGUACAACCAUCCUCUGGCCCUGAGCCCAUUAGCUAAAGAUGGUGUGGAUGAAAAGGGUCGACGUAUAGCUGCACGGUUUGAACUUUUUGUGGGUGGCAAAGAAUUGGUGAAUGCCUAUGAAGAAUUGAACGACCCAAGGGAACAGCGUCGACGCUUUCAACAACAAGUACUCGAUCGAGAACAAGGUGAUCUAGAAGCACCCAUUCCAGAUACCGCAUUUUGUGAAGCUUUGGAAUAUGGACUCCCUCCAACAGCAGGAUGGGGCAUGGGAAUCGAUCGUGUUGUGCAAUUGCUGACCGGUGCUACACAUAUCCGAGAAGUACUAGCAUUCCCCGUUAUGCGACCUAUUUAA
Molecule: messenger RNA, 1575 nt
Organism: Lichtheimia ornata
Lineage: Eukaryota; Fungi; Mucoromycota; Mucoromycetes; Mucorales; Lichtheimiaceae
Product: lysine-tRNA ligase
Exons: 7
Coding region: 1-1575 (524 amino acids)
Biological process (GO): lysyl-tRNA aminoacylation
Cellular component (GO): cytoplasm; cytosol
Molecular function (GO): lysine-tRNA ligase activity; tRNA binding; ATP binding
Source: RefSeq, a predicted model, not a curated record